GGUUAUAAAGGUGUCAGAGUUAAACCACCACAGUGUCAUUUAUCUGUUAACAUGUAUACUUUGACUGGACAUAAAUGCCUGGAACUUGCUUUUGCGAUGUCACUUCUCUGUUGGGCAGACUGCUCUCCAAAGGAUGAUUUAGCUCCCCUUGAUUUGCAGUUCCAUUCUUUGGACUUCAGAAAUGUCUUACACUGGAAUCAUCCAAACAAAGUUGUCAAGAACCUGACAUAUUUUGUCCAGCAUAAAAUAUAUGGAGACAAGGAGUGGACUAACUCUGAACACUGUCAGGGCAUCCGGUUGCUGGAGUGUGACCUGAGCCAGGAAACGUCAGAUCCCAGGGAAUGGUACUAUGCCAGGGUCCGUUCCUUGUCCUCUGAGGGCUUCUCAUCAUGGGUCCUUAGCCACAGGUUUUACCCUCAGUGGGAAACUAAUUACAGCCCACCACAGAUAAAGGUGACCGUGACAGGACGGAUCAUUUCAGUCCAGAUCAGACCUCCGAGAACACCACUGCAAGGAAAGAAGGGCUCUAGGAUACGAGUGACAAAACUGCAGAAACUCACAUUUAGAAUAUACCUAAUUCACAAUGAGGUAGAAGAGGAAGUUUAUGAAAUAGACAGUUGCUCCAAGGAGCUUGUGAUCGAGGGAUUACGUCCGAAAACCACCUACUGCCUUCAGGCUGUGUCCGUUACCCCUCGCUCAGGUCACAAAAGCUUACGGAGUCCCAGCACCUGCAUCAGCACUCACUGAAGGCUUAGUGUCUCCCACAGGGUGAAGCUGCCUCUGGACCUUUGUUCAACGUGAAAAUUACACACAUACACACUACAUAGGGAAUGUCUGUAAUUUUUCACCAAGGUCAUGUUUACUAUAAGACUAUGACAGGCUUUGCCUUUAGGUUACAUUAAAGCUGAAGUGUGUAAUUUCUGCACCACUAGCACCAUCACCAUCAGCAAAAUAAUGACUGUUUACACACAGGUUUCCUGUACACUCAUCUUUCAUUGGGUGGACAAAGAAAAAGUGCCGCCCUAAAAACACACCACUGGUUUGAGCUAACAGCAGUGGAAAGUAUUUACACUUUUUUUUCUCUCAGGGAAAUCAACAAAUGGCUUACUUGAAGAUAUUUAGUAUUAAGUUUUUUUUUAUUUUUAUUAUUAUUAAAAUAUAAACAUACUUCAGCUUUAAGGCUAAUGACUGUUAAAAUUAAAACAUGAACUAUUGUCACUUUUAGGGCUGAC
Carassius carassius (crucian carp) is the source of this 1232-nucleotide messenger RNA. RefSeq names its product interleukin 22 receptor, alpha 2 (gene il22ra2). The record is from RefSeq and is a predicted model, not a curated record. Bases 52 to 747 code for a protein of 231 amino acids. Gene Ontology annotation, molecular function: protein binding. The transcript is spliced from 6 exons. Lineage: Eukaryota; Metazoa; Chordata; Actinopteri; Cypriniformes; Cyprinidae.